ACACCACCCACGCCAACCAACCAGCCAACCCUUCAUUCCACCAACCAACUACUGCCAUCCCUAUGAACCAACUGAUCAGUGCGCCCAGUUGCCUACGCUAUCCUCUGAAGUCGUCGAUCUAACUGAGCAAACCCAUCUAUCGUGCCAUCCUGUUCCUUCAGCACUAUUGUCGAGGAAGAGCCAUCUUUCCAACCCUAAGAUCCUGAGAUCCUCAGAUCCUCAGAUCCCCAACUUCAAGCACUCUCUCUUUCUCAAAGUUGCAGCCUCUCUUUGUUUCGCUGGCUCACUUGCACGCUUUGAGUCGAAGCUCCAGAUCAGGAUUCAAGUUGAUCCUCUGCCGUGUCCACAUUUCACAUCUCGCAUUUCAUCUCGCAUCUGACACAACUGGGAGUCACGGGCCAAUCACCCUUCCGUCGCCAACCAUCAUCCCAAUCGUAAUCCCUCAGCCUUCCUCACCCUACCAACAAAGCCACAUCCUCCACCAAUAUUCUAACCUCGUCUGCGCGAGACCACCUCUCUUUCUACAGGCAAAAAGACAUACUUUCGCUGAAUUUUGUCUUCCUCUUGUCGGAUUCAGCGGCCUGCGCCUGUGUCCUUCCGCGCUUGCUCUUUCCUCGCAUUUCCAUCACCGGUCUUGCCGCCCGCACACCUUCACCACUCGCGAUUCCUCCCCAGCGACGCAACACUUUGCAAACACCGCGACAAACCAAACCAGACUAGACUAGGCCACUGUCGUCACUGCAGCUUUCGCACCCUGGGCCACGCUAGGCGCAGUGCUGGGAUGGCUUCAUCCAAGUCUUGCGCAUGACUUGACCGAUCCUGCCUUAUCGGCCCUCCAACACCUCCAUCACUGCUGCCCUGACGGUCUGGCGAUGGACCAUUAGCGUGGGCCAUUGCGACAAAAUGUCCAGCGGUAUGAACACAACACCUUCAACUCAUCACCGUCUGUCAACAUUCAAACACUCGUCGACCGAUAUCACCACCCAUUUAGAUCAUCGCAUCUCCCACCUCACCCAUUCUAUUCUACCCCGACAACCAUACCUCCUCUCCGUCCCCUCAGACAUUCCUUACAGACACAGUUCGAGGUUCAUCAGUAAUUGGUACGAAGGCACGCCUUUCGAUCCAUCAGAAGAACAGUUGCAAUACAUCAGUUUCUUGUCUCACCAGGGUGACCACGAGACCUUGCUGAAAGUUGAAGGCGCCUGGGCCGACGAUUACGGCAACCGCAUCGAGGACGAGGACCUCUCCCCUCGUACCGUUCCAAAUACCGGCGAAACCACCCCGGCGGCGUCGACUCAUCGCAAGAAAAUCAGUCUCAAAGACUACAAGACAAAGGCGCGCUCCCCGGACUCCUCCCGGCCUCCCACUGCCACUCGCUCUCCCCAGAUUCAUACCAAGAGCCCGCUCCCGGAAAGCAAACCUCACGAUUCAGAGAACCAAGUGACACCGGCCCCGGUGUUAAAGCUCGACUCAGCAGCGGCAGUUUCCCCAAAGCCGUCAGCUCAGCGCGAAUCUCAGACACGACCCGAUCGUAACUCUCAGGAAUUGCGCACAUCAGACACUCCUAACGCGGCAAAACGAAGGAAAUUAUCGCCGCCCUUCGAGGACAACCGACCAAUCAAGAUGCCGACACAGGUCGAGUCUCAGUCUAAGAUCUUGAAAAUGCCACGCCUUUUGUCCCCAACUCUCCCCUCCCCUGACACUUCCAAGGCGAUGCCAGAUCUCCUAUCGCCGCUGUUGCCCGCAUCCCUCACCUUGGCCCUGUCUUCUCCCUCUGACACACUGUCCCUGGGUAGUCCCGCCGUUAACCCUCAGACCCGUACAGAUCCUGUCAAGGCCAUCCUUGCGUCCGCCGAUCUCGACAGUUCGCCCGCCUUGAGAAACGGUCUCCCGCCUUCUGUCAACAGAGUUCGGUCUGAUAGCCAGCAGUCAACUAAAGACUCUACUGUCGGAACCGCAAAGCCGGUCAAGGUUGCGCUGCCCGCCAAACCUCUUUCCAAACCUCCCCUUUCGAACGGUGCUCGACCGAGCCCGGGACCGAAGCAACAUAUUGUCGUCCUCAAGUACGGCAAGAAGAAUCGCAAGUGGGUCGAGGGACUGCUCAAGUUUGCCUCUCGGUCGAAAAAGGCUCUUCUCAAGAAUGAGGAGGUCCCUUCCAAGGGAGCCCUGGACGCCAAACCCAGAAAGGAUCUGCCAGCGCGGGAUGUGCUCGAUGGCGUGAACCAUGCCGAUGUCAAGCCAAAGACACAGCCGGCGCGACAGGAUGAGACAAAGUCUCGCGUGGAGAGGGAUGUAAAACAACGCAACGUACUUGAUGCAAACAGUUCCGACAAGAAGCGCAGGGGAGGCGAUAGCCCUCCUACAGCCAUCAAAAAGGUCAAGAUGGAGGCCGAGGGUGACAAAAGACCGUCCACUCCAAACCCGUCUACAGGAAAGAUACCAUCAGCGACUUCCAAGUCCACAUUCUCUACGCCCAAAAGAGACAUCAGAUCAGCGGCCAUGCGAAGGGUCGAGUCCACCGACGGUCUGGAUGCCCCCACUCCCACCGGCGAAAGAGGGCGCCUGUCGACACCCUUGGCUGCCCCGAAGCCUUCACCCCAGCCUCUCACCAGCAGUGUCAGCCGAGAGGAAGAACGUCAGCAUUGGGUGAACAUGCACACCAAGUACUUUGCGCUAGGUCGAACUAUUAAGAAUGAAGGAACCUCGCUCGCACCAUCCCCCAACGACGAUGCUAGUACCGGCCAUUCUCCCAAAUCACUCGCUCUACUUGUUGAGGCACUGUUAUGUUUUAUGAUAAAUUCUGCGGCCCAGGCUCAGGCCAGGCCUAGAAGCGACGCAGGAUGGGCGACCAUCAUGCCCUAUCACACUUUCGUUUUUCGAGCCUCUCGGAAAUACCCUCGCGUCCAUGGUCUGGUUGUCCAGCUCGGAGCAGUCUGUCGACAACUCAGUCACAAUUUCGACAUGGACCGACUCGCUCGAGACCCACUGCCUGAGGACUUUUGCAAUUCUGCGCCGACGCCGGGAAGUGAUGGCAAUACCAAGACGAAUGAGGAUGUGGAAAGAUACAAGAAGCAGUACCUCAGGUUUCGGGAUGAGCUCGUGCAUAAUGCUCGUUGCUUACAGACCGCAUGGCUUGACGGACCUCGCCUUCUCCCGCAUGAGAUCUUAAAGCGUGAUUUCCCAGCCACGUGGUCAAAGAGAAUCAAGGACUCGGCGCAACGCUUGCAAGACAAGCCGACCAGCACUCACAUCCCAAAGGAGUACUAUCUUCCUCUCGAUGUCAACACAACGGCCUUUGAAGCAGUGCGAUAUGGUUUGGCGUUUCUUCAGGAAUGGGCCGAACAGGAAAAGAUUGACUGGAAGACCAGAAUUGACCUAUGAUUAGUUUGGGGUCAAGACGUUCACAUUUCGGACGUGGCCCAAUCGAUUGCGUGGAAGGCAGAUGAACAGACGGCCCGAAUCCAAAAGUACAGGAACUUGGUGCCUGACGUUUGUGGCGGGAUGGACUACAUUCCGAUAUGAUACCCCAAAAUGAUUGAUAUUCGAGGAUCUGCAUAGCGAGGUGGUGGAUGGAGAUGCCACUGGGGUUGUUAGCCAGUAGACAUGAUCACCGUCAUGUGCCUACAAUAUUUGCUAAAGACAUGGACCUAACCAUACUAAUGCUUCAGUUUACAGAAUGCAC
Molecule: messenger RNA, 3682 nt
Organism: Exophiala mesophila
Lineage: Eukaryota; Fungi; Ascomycota; Eurotiomycetes; Chaetothyriales; Herpotrichiellaceae
Exons: 1
Coding region: 904-3381 (825 amino acids)
Source: RefSeq, a predicted model, not a curated record